Durotheca rogersii is the source of this 1930-nucleotide messenger RNA. RefSeq names its product Ran1-like protein kinase. Gene Ontology annotation, molecular function: ATP binding; protein serine/threonine kinase activity. The record is from RefSeq and is a predicted model, not a curated record. The coding region runs from base 321 to 1832 and encodes 503 amino acids. NCBI's taxonomy places the organism in Eukaryota, Fungi, Ascomycota, Sordariomycetes, Xylariales, Xylariaceae. The transcript is spliced from 2 exons. Gene Ontology annotation, biological process: protein phosphorylation; intracellular signal transduction.
UCCUUCCACCACCACCAAUACACAAACCGUCGUCUAUCCGUACAUUCUCUCUCCCCCAAUCCUAUGGCCCGUUGAUUCGACGCCACCCGCAGACGACCCAGGAAGUUAAAUAGUGCCAGAGCCCUAGGAGUUGUUCCAGAGGAUUUUCUUCAUAUCCGCCAAGGACGUACUUUGGUCGAGGACGUUGUCCGUGUAGAGAAGGCCUUUUCUCUUUAGAUUUCCUUGCGUCUCUCUACUCCAGAAGAUCCAGUUUCCCAUUUUUCUCCCCCCAACCCCCCAAAAGGCUUGAACCGAGAGGACCAUACAACCUGUCGCAUACCAUGCAUAAUGUGGCAGCGUACGGAUAUCCUACGCCUCCGGCAUCGCCGUCGUACGACAAUACGAAGUGCGCUUUUCAACAGCCGCCCGUCGCAGCCGCCCCGCCUUGCCAGACUCGAUACACCCCAGUGGCCCCGGAGGAGAGAUUAGGAAAGUUCCUUGGAGACAGCCUGCAAUUGGUAGUAAUUAUUGGUACCGGCGCCUACGGUGUCGUAUACCUGGCAGUCGACGUCAAGACCGGAGUCCACUACGCCGUCAAGACGCUCAGCAAGUUCAACCCGGACGGCACGCCCUUGGAUCGACGACAGAUCGCCUUCCAGCACCGGGAGCUUCGCCUGCACUACCUGGCCUCGGCGCAUCCCAAUGUGGUUUCCAUGCACAAGAUCGUGGACGACCCGGACUGCAUCUACGUUGUCUUGGAGUACUGCCCAGAGGGUGACCUCUUCCUCAACAUCACGGAGCGAGGACAAUAUGUGGGUAAGGAUGACUUGGCCAAGAGUGUAUUCCUCCAAAUCCUGGACGCUGUUGAGCAUUGCCAUAGCCUGGGCAUCUACCACCGCGACCUGAAGCCGGAGAAUAUCCUUGUUUUGAACCAGGGAGACACGGUCAAACUGGCAGAUUUUGGCCUCGCCACGUCCUCAGACCGGUCUGAGGACUACGGAUGUGGCUCCACGUUCUACAUGUCACCAGAGUGUCUGGACCCGUCUUCGCGAAGGCCGUUUUAUUACUGCGCCCCGAAUGAUGUUUGGAGCCUUGGUGUUAUCCUGGUGAACCUGACCUGCGGUCGUAAUCCUUGGAAGCAAGCCUCGUUCGAGGAUUCCACGUACCGCGCCUAUACCAGGAGUCAGGACUUCCUGCGGACCAUCUUGCCACUGUCGGAUGAGCUCAACAACAUACUCGGGCGCAUCUUCACCCGCAACCCGGAUCACAGAAUUACGUUGCCGGAGCUUCGGAGCAGCAUCCUCGCUUGCUCCCAAUUCACGAUGCCGGCCGUACCGGCGCCUAUCCAGGCCCUGCCUACUCCGCCCUGCUCGCCCGGGCCCAUCGAAUACGUUCAGUGCGACGACGUCAUCAUCGAGGAAUCGGCCUAUGACGCGCCUCAGUCCCCCGCCACUUUGGAUUCGGACACGGAAUCGACCUGCUCCUCCGACGAUGGAUCUCUGAUAUCCAGUGUCUCGACUAUCGACGACCUAGACGAGGACGACUUCGUCAUCCCGGAGGACGAGAUGCCCCCCAUCGAGGAGCCUCAGAUGUUUGACUCGGAGGAGCACAGAGUUAUGUUCCCACCGGAAUUCAUCCCUCAGUACUCUGGCGCCGCCGUGGAGCCCUGCCAACCCUGCCGUCCCUGUCCGGUUCCGGUUCCGCUCCAGGCCCCCUGUGCACCUACCAAGUUUGCCUUUCCGUACUUCUGGGAGAUGGUGAAUCGGUACACUCAACCCGCGCCCAUACUACACCAUCCCCUUCCCUUUCAUCCCCAAGUUCCUCUUUUCUCCCACUUCCAAGGUUGCUAUUAGCUGCCCUAACGAAGGGCGCACGCGGCACUAUCUCAGGGGCCACAUCUCCACCUCCUUAACAUAGCCAUUACUCCAGAGGGAUUAGGCCCACGAAAGCG